This is a messenger RNA of Ananas comosus (pineapple), 1294 nucleotides long. RefSeq lists its product as uncharacterized. The record is from RefSeq and is a predicted model, not a curated record. The transcript is spliced from 4 exons. Gene Ontology annotation, molecular function: protein binding. NCBI's taxonomy places the organism in Eukaryota, Viridiplantae, Streptophyta, Magnoliopsida, Poales, Bromeliaceae. The coding region runs from base 217 to 1092 and encodes 291 amino acids.
AUAAUAUAAAAAAAAAUUAAAAAAAAUAAAAGAAGCGAUAACCUGUGGCUGAGGCGGAUGAUCCCUACUUCUUUUUAAUUCUCCCCAGAAUAGUUAUAGGUUAUCCUCCAAAAUCGGAUAAAUUCCUCCUCCUUAUCCUCUCCUGCUCCUCGAAACCCCUAAUCCUUGCGCUCGGAUAAGCGAUUUUGAUUUUGAUCGAAAUGCUCAGCGUAUUUGAUGUGGGAACGACGCGAUAGCGCAACAGGCCAGAAUCGGAUUCCGGUGAUCGAUCAUCGGACGGCGGAGAUGGCGGCCGCAGCGGGCGGCGACGAGGAGGCCCCCCCCUCCCCGAAUUCCGGCCGGCUGAAGCUGCUUUGCAGCUACGGCGGCAAGAUCCUCCCCCGCCCGUUGGACGGCCAGCUAAAGUACGUCGGCGGCGAGACCCGAGUCCUCGCCGUUCCCCGCUCCGUCUCCUUCGCAGAGUUGAAGGGGAGGAUCGGGUCGAUGUUCGAAGCGCGGGAGGUGGCGGUGAAGUACCAGCUGGCGCCGGAGGAGCUGGACGUGCUCGUGUCGGUCACGUGCGACGAAGACCUCGCGCACAUGCUCGACGAGUACGACCGCUCCUGCCCAGCUGCGGCCACGCUGCUCCCCCUCUCCUCCCCUCCCUCGGCCGGGAACUCGCCUACGUCGUCCUCCGCCGUCCGAUGCGGCGCGGGCCGCGGGAUGCAUCGGGUGCGGAGCACGCCCAACCUCGGCGGGUCCGGGUCCGGGUCCGGGUCCGGCCCCGGCCCGGCCCACAAUUUUAGUGGGCCUUUGCAGUACUACUACUACAGCCCCUACCAUCAUUAUUCGGGGCCGGGGAGGAACGUCGGAGGUUUUGGCGGGUUUGGUGGUGGGGCCCAGCGGUACGACGUGUGCCGCUGCGGGUGCGGGUGCGGGUGCCGCGUGGCGUGGGGCCCGCAGCAGCCGCCGACGCCGCGCGGGCACUACGCGCUGGGGACGGGUGGUGGUGGGGGCUGCGCGUGCGUCGGACACGUGGACGACGGGGCCCACCUGCCGCCGAGGAGCGGCCCCUCCGCGGUGCCGACGCGGAAGAUGACGAUCUGGGAGUGAGACUUGGCACGCUUACCAGUGAUCACAGCCAUAUAUUCAUUGAAUCUGGUUAUUAUAAAUAUAUAUAUAUAUAUAGAGAGAGAGAGAGAGAGAGAGAGAGAGAGAGAGAGAGGAGUUAGAACUAUUACGUUAUCAGAAAUAUGGAAGUAUAGAGGAUCUGGUAUUUUUAACUUUUUGACUCUUAGAUGAACCCUUUUAAUCA